Messenger RNA from Protopolystoma xenopodis, 219 nucleotides. The record is from the annotation of a GenBank genome assembly. Lineage: Eukaryota; Metazoa; Platyhelminthes; Monogenea; Polystomatidea; Polystomatidae.
AUGCUAAAUCUUCCUAAUUUAGUCCUUUCGGAUGAGAUCCUUCUAGAAGCUAUUCCCGGUCAGCUACGUAGUGCUGACAGUUUUAUCGCCUUCCUCCGUCGUCUCCUCGAAUAUGUAAAGCUUCGGCUGCGAAUUGCUCACGUCGUCCAUGAGACGCCCAUUGCCUUCCUCCAGGAUUGCCUCUCCAAGGUCUGCAUUGAUCGCAGGCCUCUUAGGUAG